ACCAGGAGACGAGUGAAGGAUGCUGCUGUCUGCUCGGGAGAUGAUAUUCAUCGUGUGUUGUAUAUGGGUCCAAGAUCGGCUUCAUGUCAAGGCAGAGAAUAUCAUGUUACAAAAACCAAGGCGCCUCAGUACUACUUACAAAUGGAAAUCUGGUGGCAAAGAUUAUUAUUACCACGCUGCCUAUGCCAAUGAUGGCAGCAAGACCCACGGGGCAGCGAGAAGUGGUUUUCAGCCAGGCCCCUACUGGCAGGGAGACUUGCAAGGGUUCUACACAGUACAUAACAUCACAGUCACCAGCGACGACAAUAAUGCUUUUGCUUCCGAAAUCAGAGAUGCGUACAUUGGUGUAUCGUCAGUUGACAUCAAGUGCCCGGAUGACGAUGUGACCUGGUGUGGUCAAUGGCCGGCAGGUACAUUACCUAAAAAAACCUUGACCUUCAGCUGUUCCCACGUGCAGCCUGUGAGAUUCGUGAGGGUCUGGAGAAACAUCACAGGCUACCUGAAUGUCCAGGAGGUCGAGGUUGAGGGCACUCCGAGAAGAACAAGGGCCGCCAAGUACAACAAGAGUCUGAACAAGAAGCUGUACACACCUCUGACGUCAGUGUAUGCCAUAUCAGCCAGUGACUGUGGUAUCAAGUGUUACAAGACCCAGCCUUGCCUCGGUUUCAGCUACAAUCCAUCUGCUGAUCCAUCCUGUCUCCUUGCGACAUCAACAAAAACGACAACAGCCACCGACUGGGUUACGUACUCCAUCACUGACUGCUCCAACCACAUCACUUGUGACCUGACUGAUCAGUUCAAAUAAUUACCCUUCAUUACUCGAUUUCUAGUUCUAGUACCGGUGCCAGCUUUUGAUGUACGCUCGAACAUGCAAUUUCCAGCAACAUUUCAAAGAACGCCAAACGUCUCUUGCUCAGAAGUUAUUUGAUCAAGGUUUCAUCAUUCAAGACCUCCGUAAAUCUUUUACAUUGUAUUAUCGUAGACAUGCAGAGGACAUUUCCAAAUAUGACACAUCAGUGACAAGAAUGAUGUCCGAUUCAGUUCCAUAUUUUGUCUUGUACCAGAUGUCCCCGUGCUUUUUUAUGUGAACAAUUGGCUUGUCGUUGCAUGGCUUUGUGACGGGUACCACCGGUGGGGUAGGAUACGCUCACCCUUUGGCGAACACCUGGCAUCAUCACUAUUUCACAGGGCGGUCGGGUAGCCUAGU
This is a messenger RNA of Haliotis rufescens (red abalone), 1207 nucleotides long. RefSeq lists its product as uncharacterized. The transcript is spliced from 4 exons. Bases 20 to 805 code for a protein of 261 amino acids. The record is from RefSeq and is a predicted model, not a curated record. NCBI's taxonomy places the organism in Eukaryota, Metazoa, Mollusca, Gastropoda, Lepetellida, Haliotidae.